Molecule: messenger RNA, 1384 nt
Organism: Coccidioides immitis RS
Lineage: Eukaryota; Fungi; Ascomycota; Eurotiomycetes; Onygenales; Onygenaceae
Product: subtilisin-like protease
Exons: 5
Coding region: 1-1221 (406 amino acids)
Biological process (GO): proteolysis
Molecular function (GO): serine-type endopeptidase activity
Source: RefSeq, a predicted model, not a curated record
AUGCGCCUCUUUCAAAGCACUUGCGUCCUCGUGGGGACUGUUCUUCCCCUUUUCACAGCCUUCCCGAUCUCGUCGCCCCGCGAGAUUGAAAUAAUCCCCGACAAGUACAUCAUCACUUUCAAGAAGGGCAUCGACCAGGCUGCAAUUGAAGCUCAUACAGCAUGGGUAUCUUCUGUACAGGCACGGAACAUCGCCCGCGGUUUUACAACCGCUGAGACCCCAGGGCUUGAAAGAAUGUUCAGCAUUCAUAACUUCAAUGCCUAUUCCGGAUCUUUUGAUCGGGAAACUAUUGAGGAGAUCAGGUCUCAUCCAAAUGUCGAAUCUGUCGAGCCAGACAGCAUGGCCUACGUCACUGAGCUGAUUGAACAGAGAAACGCCACCUACGGACCCAGGCGCAUUUCGCACCGCGAAAUCCCAACGGGAGACAACAGCUAUUGGUAUGAUAGCAAGGCUGGAGAAGGAUCGUUUGUGUAUAUUAUGGACACUGGCAUCAACAAAGCCCACGUUGAUUUCGAGGGGCGUGCCAUUCCCGGUGUCAACCUUCACGACGUCGCGUUUGAUGACACCCAUGGUCACGGGUCGCACUGCGCCGGUAUCGCCGGUUCAAAGACAUACGGGGUCGCUAAGAAAGCGACCAUUGUCGAUGUCAAGGUCUUCACUCGCGGCGGGGGCGCUUGGAGUUUGCUCAUGGACGGCCUUGAUUGGUCGGUUAAAAACAUCACUGGGGAAGACAGACAGGCAAAAUCAGCGGUCAGCAUUAGUAUCAGCGGUCCUACUAAUCAAGCGAUGAACAACGCUGUCAAAGCCGCAGUCGAGGCCGGGGUUACGGUGGUAGUUGCAUCUGGAAACGACGGAAGAGAUGCUGGCCGCAACAGUCCCGGAAGCGCCCCUGAAUCCAUCACUGUCGGGUCCAUCAAUUCUCGUAGAGAGAUGGACACACGCUCCAGUUUCUCUAACUAUGGAUCUUCUGUCGCCAUUCACGCCCCUGGUGAAGGCAUCAUCUCUACAUAUAAGGGAUCUCGUGAUGCCACCGCUAACAUGUCCGGAACUUCGAUGGCAACUCCACACGUUGCCGGCCUCAUUGCUUAUCUGCAGAGUAUCCAUGACCUCCCAGACCCAGCCGCUGCUCGCAGGAAACUUCUUGAGCUGGCUACUAGUGAUAAGAUCCAAGAUGUACGCGGAAGCGCGAACAAACUCGCCUACAACGGCAGUGGCAAAUAACUGGCCCUUUAAUUGUGACCGGUGAUGCUCCUCCUGGGUGACUUCCGUGUGGUGCGAUGCCACAUUCACCCUAGUAUUGGAAUAUCGGGUAAAUGUCAAUCUUUAGCAUUUGCUUUCACUGUAUAUAUGACCAGAUUAGAUUAUAUAUGAUAUUCCGUGUGGG